This is a messenger RNA of Lymnaea stagnalis (great pond snail), 10908 nucleotides long. NCBI's taxonomy places the organism in Eukaryota, Metazoa, Mollusca, Gastropoda, Lymnaeidae. The record is from the annotation of a GenBank genome assembly.
CUUCAAUAUUUUAUCAUUUUCGUUGUUCACUUCAUUGGUGACAUCAAAGUCAGACGGAAAAUUUAAGAGAGGUUCAUAUUGAAAUCAAACUGUAAUAAUAAUUUAUUUGUCUUUAUUUGAGUGUGUGCAUAAACCUCUCGCCGUAAGAAUUAAAGAAUAAAAAAAAAAAAUUAAAUUGAGUCGCCAACCAUGACGUUGUUACCAUCUAAAAUAAACGCAUUACACGACGAUCAGUAGCUGUUGACACAGGUUUAGCGCAAUUUUUAAAGUCGAUCUAAUCCGCUUGGAGUUUACGAUUUGAUCAAAACAUUUUUUUUAAAAAAAAAAAGCUUAUCUACAGCACCACUUUUAACUUACCAAAUUUGUGCACCGGUCACGUCCACCAUUCACGGAGUCACUUUUUUGUCACAGGACGUUGGGUGAAACUGCACGAUUCAUGUAUUAGUGUGGAUGUUAUUUCACAAAGGAGAUAUAACACACACACACAAAAACAUUAAUUUUAAAAAAUUUCACAAAAUUAUGUGAUCUUAUAAUCCUGGUUCUGCUGGAAAACUGGGACACCCUAAAUUUUGCGGAUCACAUAUACGGGUAGCAGUGCUCCAGACAGUUGUGCUCCAGACAGCAGUGCUCCAGACAGCAGUGCUCCAGACAGCAGUGCUCCAGACAGCAGUGCUCCAGACAGCUGUGCUCCAGACAGUUGUGCUCCAGACAGUUGUGCUCCAGACAGUUUUUCUCCAGGUAAACACGCGGUUUACUGUCUCAUGUUUUGUGAUAUAAGACUCUGAUUUGUGUAACUCCAAGGGCGUGCUUGCCACGUAAUCAAACGAUAAAUACAUACCAAGGUUCACAUCUAAGCGGAAAAUUGCUUUUCCAGGAAAAAGAACUCAUGUGACGACAACAUGUUGCAUGAGCAUACUUUCAUGCUCUAAUCAGUCUUUUUUUUUCCUUCUCUGGGAAAAGUGACCAAUUCUAUUUAUGUUUAGAAAUGAAUUCGGUGUCUAUGUGGACCAGUGCGUCAUGUCCAUUUUUGCUUUCGGGCCAUUUCGUCGAGGGUAGGGGUGGGUAGCAUUAGAGUCUUUCUGUAUCAACGCCAAAAUAGGUCAUUGUAACAAACAUGGCCAGCUCUUAUUAUGAGUGCAAAAUACGUUUGUUUACACUGACGAUAUGGACCACCCACCCCCUCCCUACGCCCCCCCCUUACUUUUGACAGAAAAGCUAUUUAAAGACUAUUUAAAUUCAACCUGUUAAAUUGAAUCUAUUGAUACGGUAAAUUUAAUUAUAAAUAUACAAAGAAUAUUUAUAUACAUUGAGCCCCCCCCUCCCUUUCCCCAUGCCCCUAUAUUUUCAGUUAAAAGUUGUGGGGCAAUUUACCCCGGAUCACCGUCCCGUGCAUUAUCGUAUAAAAAAAUAAAUAUACAAUUGUGCAUACGUGCAAAGAUACAAAAGUUCACAUGUACGCGGAUACAAAAGUGCAUAAUAUAUACACUAAUGUAAAUGUAGACCUAUCUAGCACAUGGAUAAAAAUGUAGAAAGUUCACGUGAAAAAUGUGUACACAUAUAAAUCUGCAAAGCUCUUAAAGAAAUGUACAUAGUGCACGAAUAAAAAUAUACACCGUACGCAGAUAAAAAUGUACAGUGUGCACACUUUUCCUCAAAAGAAGUGUAUUAAAAUUCAAGUUACAAAAGUUGCUUGUAUAUCUGCUUCCUUCAAAUAUUCCUGUUACACCUCCGUUAAGCAAGGCACACGGGGCUGCGCUGUCACACCUCUGUCAAGCAAGGCGCACAGGCUUAUCCGUCACAACUCUGUCAAGCAAGGCACACAGGCUGCUCUGUCAAGCAGGGCUCACAGGUUGGUCUGUCACAACUCUGUCAAGCAGGGCGCACAGGUUGCUCUGUCACACCUCUGUCCAGCAAGGCACACAGGUUUGAAGUUUGCGUUUGAUCAAACACUAGUUGGGCAGCUGCCAAGACACGUAUCUGCGUACUACGAACAAAUACACCAGUACGGUUUUUCUGUAGGUUUCAGCGUGUUUUCCAGGAACAUCUCCAGCCAGUCAACACAAGAUGAUGCGCGAACAUUUCAUACCACGAUUCGUCAGUGGAUGAUCCAGAAAUAAUUGAUACAAUUUAUGCAUGACUUGUAGGGGCGGGGGGGGGGGCGGGGGGCACCAUCAACAAAACCACAUGGGGGGGAUGGGGCGCAGCAUAGUCACCAAUGUGGGUCUCUUUGCAUUAACCAUCUAGAUGCGCGAACAUUUCAUACCACGAUUCGUCAGUGGAUGAUCCAGAAAUAAUUGAUACAAUUUAUGCAUGACUUGUAGGGGCGGGGGGGGGGGCGGGGGCACCAUCAACAAAAACACAUGGAGGGGAUCGAGCGCAACAUAGUCAACAAUGUUGGUCUCUUUGCAUUAACCAUCUUUUUCUUUUGUUUUGUCUUUGUUUUUCUUCUGCGGACUAUGAUGCUAUAAACAGCCAGUUUUUGUUUUAUUUUGCUCGUUUCAGCCACCGGCAAUGUGUGUAAUUGUAGUCAAAUGAUGUGAUAAAUUAGCCGCUUUAUACAUUGCCUAGCCAUCAUAUAGAGUACCUGGCGAUUAUGGUCAAAUUGUGAAAACAUGGGCCGUUAUAUAAAUUGCCUAGCCAUCCUAUAGAUAACAGGCGAUUAUGGUCAAACUGUGUAAUCCGUGAGCCGUUAUAUAAAUUUCCUAGCCAUCCUAUAGAAUACCUGGCGAUUAUGGCCAAAUUAUGUAACACAUUAGCCGUUAUACACAUUUCCUAGCCAAUAUAAAAUUAAAAUAAACUCUUUGCUGCUAUGUAGUCUCCGGGAGGACAGCAAGUAGGAUGUGAUAGAACAUAAGUAGUUUAUUAAAGACAAAAUGUGACGGAAGAGAGGAAAAGUAAGUCCACAACGAUUGGUUGUAACAAGAACGGGGCGGAGCAAAGUUUUGAACAACUGAAUACGAACAUGACAUGCAUACCAUGAGGUGUCAAUGUACGACCCCAGGUAGCACUAAGGCUAGCUACGCCGCUGCUUGCUCCUGGUGGAUAACAAUAAUUGCCAAACACGUAUUCCUCUAAACUAACACUUAAAUUAUGGGCGGGGGGGAGUCACAUUUAAUUUUUAAAAUAUUUUUUUUCAAAUUUAUUUUUCCUGGAAUUAGUCCCAUUUUGAAGGGAAAAAAAUGCCGCUCUAGGCAACCUCCUAUUGCGCCUAUAUCCGAAGCCGCCCGCACUGCCCCCACCACAAGCUACACCCCACUCCCCCAAAAAUUGGGUCUAAUACACAACCCCAUUAAAGAAACAUUUUACUUAAGCGCUAAGCGUUAUACACAAUGUCGUGUUCUUUAACUUUAAGGCUUUUCAGUGUUUGAUAAUCUGGCGUUAUUAUCAUUAUUUAAAUAAAUCUACACGUCACAUUCUCAGAAACUGUGCUUCCAUUUUGUGCCACCAUCCCAACCCCACACACAUACACGCACACAACACCAUCGUUGUAAAAAAAAAAAUUAAAAAAAACUCCACCUUUCAAAUCGCCUUUUAUUCUACACAAUUACGGCGUUUCAUUUUUACAGCUUCAAAGAAUUCGUGUAUACUUGUAUUUAUAUUAACACAUUUUUAAGGCACGAGAUAAAAAGAACAAAUUUUUUUAAAAACUUUAUUAAACAUUUAGAACAUUGUUAAAAACUUUCCGUAGACCUAAGAUAAUUCACAUUAUUUCAGUAAAACAUUUUUUACGAAAGAUAAAAACCAUCCAAUAUAAAAAAUAUAUAUUUAUUUAAUUAUGUUUUUUUUUAAAGUUCAUUGAAAUUUGAAUAUUAUCAUUAACAUAAAAUAUAAAAUAUGUCUUAGGUUAUUUAAUAAUUUUGUUUGUAAGCGAUUGUUCGGCAGCAUUGCACAAUGUUUCACCGGUCUGUAAGCAGGGACCUCGUUUGGGUAGGGCAGGGUGGGGUUUGCCCCACCCCACCCCCUGAAUUUGCAGGUUUUAUUUAAAUUGAUAUGUACUUUGGCGCCUCCAGUAAUAAACAACUUAACAAGCCGAACAAAUUUUGGUUUUGCCCCCCCCCCCCAAUCUGUAAGAUCGCAAUCCUAAUAAGUAAAAAAAAAAAACUUCUUCGCUUCUUGUGCUACAUCCAUCACGUGAUUAAUGUAACAUCUGUUCACCUCUUGCGCGAAUUGGUAAUAUCAAUAAUAUCAUUUUUUAACAGAGAAGGAAUACUCUCUCUCUCUCUCUCUUUCGCACACACACUCUCUCUCUCUCUCCCUCCCAGGGGGGAGGGGGUCAGGCCAUGUGUGACGUCACACAUUUAUUUUUUUCAAAAUUUCAUUUCUAAUUUAUUUAUUUUUUUUUUAGUAGAAUGUAAUAACUUUAAAAAUAAUUUUCAAAAAUUUUGUGAAACAUUCGAAUUAGUUUUAUGUCAAAGUAGCAAGAAUUGCGUAUCUCCUGAAUGUGUUGUUCAUGAUUGCUCUCGUAAGGAGCGCUAGUAUGCGUUUGCGAACCCUUGUUUUAUGUAUAGCCUUGCUUUCGUCUUGCCUGAAGUAUUAUUAUUUCUAUGUUGUCCGCUGCAUAAUUAUGUCACUGUCCUUUUUAUUAUUUAAUCACUGAGUGAGGUCAAGUUUCACUAAUCUACUUCUAUUCCUGUGUAAAAAAGAUUGCAUAAUCGGAAGAUUAUCUAAAACUUGACCUCACCUAUUGUAAAUGAAAAAGCAGCAGAAAAAUUAUGUAUAUUAUAUAAUUGUUUAGUCAAAUUUGUGCAAUUUUUGUUUUCAAAUUCAAUCUAGAUUGAGUUAUUGCUUCAAUGGAUAACUGUGACAACUGUUGACAAUUAACUAUUCUACUAUUAAAGUCAUUUUAAUAAUGUGAUAGUUCUUUUAGUUGGAAAUUUUAUAAUUAAAUACUGUUUAAUAGUGAAGUGUGUUUUAGAUUAAAUUUUAAAUAGGUGUCAAUUUUUUAAAAAAAAUUGUUUGAAAGUGUGACGCACUUUGGGGGGGGGGGGGGUUUCCAAGAUUUGUGACAGUUUGUGACGGGGGGGGGGGGGGGAAAAAUGGUAAAAAAUAGCGUGACGUACUUUACGGACGGCCCCUUAAUUGGCAUUCUGUGAAAAACGGAAUUAAGUAGAACUUCAGCAAUUGGAGAUCACAGGUCUUUUGGAUUAACAGAAACUUUGAGUUCAUUCAUAUUUUAAUGUGUGUUAGUGUAAAAAUAAUAAUUUGUUUAAUUUUAGAUUGAUUUCAUAAUAACACGAAAAAUAAAAUCUCCAAAAUGGCGUGUAAAUUUGAGCUCAAUAUUUAGAUAAACUUUCUAUAUCUAAAAAAUAAAUUUUAUGCUAAAUGAAGACACAUACACAUAAUUAUGAUGCCACAUACUUAGCACCAGAUGUAGUCCUGACAAUAAGCUCCAAUCUACCAGGACCAUUAGGAUGACGUAAUCCACACGCUUCCCUCCCUCCUCCCUCCCCCACCCCCCCCUCCAAAUAAAAUAAAAUAACCCACAUAACAAACCCAGCGAAAGUACAUGAAUGCUAUAUUUAGGUUUUCCCGGAAUAACAUAGUUCUUGAAAAAACAUGAACAAAAAACGCUUGAGGUGGGAAACCCCAAUAAGCCGUGUAAAUUUUGUUUGUUACACUAGGUAUUGAACUGGCAAGGCCUUGCUACAAUUAUGAGAUAUUCAUAUAUACAUUUAAAUUCAGGAUUUUCCUCGUUGAAUUGUAAUUGAGACACUUUUUAUAGAGUGAAGAUUUUUUUUUAACUAACAGGAAAUAGUUCAGGGGAUGCUCUGUGGAGAAAAAAACAACUCAUUCGGGAAUUCCCAGAAAAGUGUCAGGGGAAUUUAGUUGUUUUUAUUAUUACGACAGGGUACAGUGACGAUCCACCACCAUUUGUAACCAAGUAUUCCACAUUGCCUCGUCCGUUGGUUCGGAGUGGGCUGCUGAUCCAACAUGAGCACCCACCAGAGCAGACCAAGUCCACGUGAACACAACCAGCGUUUGUUGGAGGAACUAAAACCGGGCGACAUCGUGAAAUUUGCCCGGUUCGGAGGAGUGUAUUACCAUUUUGCUAUAUACAUAGGUAGGUCGUUAUUGUGCACAUUGAUGUCUUCAUUGUAUACCUAGGUAGGUCACUAUUGUAUACCUUGGUAGGUCAUUAUUGUACACCUACAUGGGUCAUUAUUGUACACCUUGGUGGGUCGUUAUUGUAUACUUAGGUAGGUCAUCAUCGAAUUCAUAGGUAGGUCCCUGCUGUCUUCAUAUGUAUGUCACUAUUAUAUACAUUGUAUCGUAAUAUUUGUAAUUAGAUAUUAUAGCCCGCCAAACAUUGGCGACAGCAAUGUGUGAACUUCCCAUCCAAUAAAGUGACUUGACAAAACAUGAACUCAAGUAAUGCACACUCAAGAAUCCUAAUUGUUGCUACACCCCUUCCAUAUGAUAGUUAACUGCACACUUUUUAUUUCACACCCAUGGAUUUUAUUAAAUAUUCUGAUGUCCCAACCACUUUUAAACCGAAAAUAUUUUACACCAUAUUUAAGUUGAGGCGAUUUCGUUUUCUGAAAAGAAAAUAUUACGUGCCAAAGGCAGUUGUGUAGUAUAAAAAAAUUAUAAUUUAGCGUAGUUACCGGGAAUUAUAUUUUGCGCGCUAUUGAACUCAUUAUUCAAGCAUACUUUCUUUCAAACAUUUAGAAUUUUAAUGUGUAAUAUAAUCUCAAUAAGAAAUUCGCUGAUUAGGAAGCAGUCAUUUAGGAAGCAUUCCACGAGUCACAACAGAAGCGUAAUAUGUAUAAGCCAAAAUGAUCAAUAAAUUGAUCGUGGGCCCUUAAGAUAUAGAAGAAGAAGAGAUAUAUAUAUAUAUAUAUAUAUAUUAUGUAUAAUUAUAAGAAUGAGCUAGACUGACCGUAACACCAAAGAAAUGAAAAUAUUUAGAUAUGUUCGGAUUCUUGAAAAGAAUCAUAGUUAUUUUCAAUUAUUUUAUGGAAAUCGAAUACAUUUAAAGGCGAAAAAAAAAAAAAUAUAUAUAUAUCCGCUUUUAUUUUAGUAUAAGUUUAAGUAUUAUUAUUAUAAAUUACAAAUACAUUAAAAGUAACAACUAAGGAACUAUUUUAAGCAUUGCAUCCGAAUGUAUAGGCUAUGGAAAAAAAUAUUAAUAAAAAAAGUAUGACCUAAGAAUUGCACUAUAAUCACAUUUAUCGAGAUUCAACCAAAUUUCCGUUCGAUCAAAUUUCCGUCGAUCAAUUUACCGGCGACGAAAUUUCUUUCGAUCAAAUUUCCGGUAACCAUUUAGGAGUCUAGGCAAACACAAAGAGUGAUAAACUAAUCAGCACUAGGAGUUUAACCACACAUUGUUGACCGGUCCUAAUGAUGUCGUUCUCUGUCGGGUACAUGUGAGGAGGUAACUGGCAAAAACCUGCCAAGUUUUAAAGGAAAGGAAAAAAAUGAGUUAUCGAUUUCGGCUGGUUUAUUACUUGUCUGUAGACAACUGUUUAGAGCUGUCAAGUGACUUAUGUGGCGCCACCUGCAAAAAGUUUUUUUGGUGCUAUUUUUCCCACCUGCAUAUAAAGUUCAUAGUUUAAUUAUUGUUUUUUUUUAACCUCGACUCAACUGUGGGUCUUUAAAAUAUAACAGCCCGCGGGGGCUGGAGGGCCAACGCAACAGCUAAAGUGACAUCGGAGACCAACCACCCCCUUCCUCUCCUCCCCCAUUCUACGUAUUUUGUUACGGAUAGUUUGGUAUUGCAGCCAUCUUUUUUUUUUUUUCAUUUCCUUGACCUCGGGGAAGGCAUGUGUGGGAUACGAUUAAAAAAAAACCAGUUUAAUUUGACACUCAUUUCAUAAAAUUUUUAUUUUGUCGAGUUUAUGAAACUUUCUUGACACAUGUUCAUCGAACUCUUAGAUAACAUGUACAAUGAGAAUUGAAUCCUAAGCGUUAUUCUUCAGCUCGUUGUUAUUCUCUUGUUCACCUAGGCGUUAUUCUUCAGCUCGUUGUUAUUCUCUUGUUCACCUAGGCGUUAUUCUUCAGCUCGUUGUUAUUCUCUUGUUCACCUAGGCGUUAUUCCUCAGCUCGUUGUUAUUCUCUUGUUCACCUAGGCGUUAUUCUUCAGCUCGUUGUUAUUAUCUUGUUCACCUAGGCGUUAUUCUUCAGCUCGUUGUUAUUAUCUUGUUCACCUAGGCGUUAUUCUUCAGCUCGUUGUUAUUCUCUUGUUCACCUAGGCGUUAUUCCUCAGCUCGUUGUUAUUCUCUUGUUCACCUUUCCAGAUAAUGAAAUCGUGAUUCACAUCUUCUCUUGUUCACCUUUCCAGGUAACGAAAUGGUGAUUCACAUCUGCGAACUCGAAGAUGCCACGACCUCUCGGAAAAUGAAGAAAACCCUGGCGGCGUCGGUGUCCAGCUCUCCACAGAAUAAAGUCCGGAUCGCCAAAGAGAGUUUUUGGAAGGCGGCCAGGGACUGCAAGGGAAAGAAAGCCAACCACGAGUAGGUUAAAGCUUUUUAAAAAAAUCAAUAAUUUACAUUGCUACAUCUUUUUAUAUUAGAUGUCAAAACUUUUCAGUUGCAUAUAAUUUUAGUGGUCAGCUUCAUAAUUUUAGUGGUCAGCUUCAUAAUUUUAGUGGUCAGCUUCAUAAUUUUAGUGGUCAGCUUCAUAAUUUUAGUGGUCAGCUUCAUAAUUUUAGUGGUCAGGUUCAUAAUUUUAGUGGUCAGCUUCAUAAUUUUAGUGGUCAGCUUCAUAAUUUUAGUGGUCAGCUUCAUAAUUUUAGUGGUCAGCUUCAUAAUUUUAGUGGUCAGGUUCAUAAUUUUAGUGGUCAGCUUCAUAAUUUUAGUGGUCAGCUUCAUAAUUUUAGUGGUCAGGUUCAGCCACUACGAAAAACCAAUUACUGAUGUGAUGGGUUUUUUGUUGAGUAGAUCGAAUCCAUCUUUUUAAAAGGAGACUUGCAGUCAAGAGUAUUGUUGUACCUGUAUUUUGUCAUGUAUUAAUAAAAAAUAAAAUCAUCAAUAGUUUAAAACUCUAAAUUAAUCUACUUUUGCGCUCUUCUGUCAUUCGUAUUAUUUAAGUAUUGACUGAAGGACAUUAGCGUCUUCCUUUCUGUAUACAGUUUAUUUAAAUAUUUACAAAAAUAAAUAGAGCAGUGAACAUGGUUUUAAUUUGAAUCAAUUCGCUGCGGAAUUUCCUCUGAUUGGAUUCUAAGAAAUUUUAAAUCAGUUUUUACUUUUUAGUGCAAGUAAACUUGUCUUUCAGAAAUUAAAAAAAAAACCAAUAAAAUCUGUUUUAUUUUUUUUUAAUUAUUUUUUUUUUGUUACAGUAAAAUAAAACACUUUUACGCGUAUAUUUCUUGAAAUAGAAAAUGUUAAAAUAAAUCACUAAUAAGGAAAAAUGGCUUUGAAAAAAAAUGGUGGGGGGGGGGAGGGGGUACGUAAUUUGUAUUAUCUAGGUUAGACUUCUACCGCACUAGGAGAACCCUUGCAACAACUAUUUUUGUCUUUUAAAAAUCAUUUUAACUUAUUUCUGUUCUUAGGCGCUAUGAAUGUGAGAGCUUCGAGUUUGAUGAGAUCUUAAGACGUGCCGAGCAGUGCCUCGGCACCACGGACUACCACUUUCUACUGAAAAACUGCGAGCACUUUGUGAACAGGAUCAAAUAUGACAAGGAGGAGAGUCAGCAGGUAAGCACUGGGUCAACAAGGUCAAGGUCAAAUUGGACAGGGAGGAUUUUCAGUUUAAAUAGGCUUGGGUCAAUCGCUGGGUUAAAAGUGUUUAACAUAAACGUGGAACACCGCGCUACACGAUUUAUUAUAAAGUGUUUUGUUUAUUUACAUUAUAUAAAAAAUUAUAUAUAUAUAUAUAUAUAUAUAUAUANUACCACGAGCGGCGCAGGGGGUGGCGAAAUUUCCAAUCUUUUAAUUUUAUACAAACUAUGGGACUCCAUCUCCGGGUUUGAAUUCAGAGAGAUCUCCUUCUCUAAGGCUGUGGAUAAAAGGGGAGGUAAUGCAGCAGGAUUUCGAAAAGGGCAAAAGUUCGUAUACCGAACCGAACCUCUUGUAUUUUUUUAAUAAAAUUUUACAAUGAGAUAUAAUUGAUACAAACUACAAGACACAUUGUAUGGCUUUCCCAUUCGAUUUUUGUUUUGUUUUGGGCACCGACAUUGGUUCAAAGUAUUUAAUACAUAAAAUGUGUUAUAAAUAUUGAAAGCGUUCCCCCCCCCCCAACAAAACUAUGGCAAAUACGAUACUAUCUCUGCUAAAAUAUUUUUUUAAUGAUAUUAAUCGACGACCAAUUUAAAUAGAAUUUUUGUUUCUUGUCACCAGUCUUCCAAGGCCAAAGUUGGUUUCGGUGUUGCAGGCGCCAUUAUCUUGGGAUUGACCGCUGGAGUUACAGCGUUCGCGGUCAUUAAUAGUCGCAACAAAAAGGAGGCCAGACGCCAAAGCCAGGCCCUGGACUUAGCCUGAGAUGAUGUCUUCCCGCAAAACAGAUCAUUAGAGUUGUACCUGUGGAGUGUUGUGCCUGUAUGGUGUUGUACCUGUGGAGUGUUGUCACCCUUUCUUUAUUUUAAAAAAACAAAACUUUUUUUUAAUCAUCAACAUUUCCAAGUUUAAAUUUUAUUAUUUUUUUCAUUAAACUAUAAUCGUAAUGAUUUUAUAUUUUUUAUAUGUUCAAAGCCUGUGUUGUUAAUUGCAUUCAUUGGUUGUGCUGUAGCGAAGCCGGGAAAAAGGGGGGGGGGAGGGUUGAGGGGCUCACCCUCUGAGACCACUUUUCCAAACUUGUUUUCAAAAACUAUAACAUUCUUUUCGUAAUUAAAUUUAAAUUUGUAUAUUUUGUAUCACUGUGUAAUUUCUAUAUUAAAAAGAAGCAUACACUACAAGCAUACACUACAAGCAUACACUACAAGCAUACACUACAAGCAUACACUACAAGCAUACACUACAAGCAUACACUACA